Messenger RNA from Microthlaspi erraticum, 1338 nucleotides. NCBI's taxonomy places the organism in Eukaryota, Viridiplantae, Streptophyta, Magnoliopsida, Brassicales, Brassicaceae. The record is from the annotation of a GenBank genome assembly.
AUGUCGUGUUCAUCCUCGUCUGGAUCAGAAGGAGAAGAAGAAGGUUUCGAUUCUUACCGGAAAGGUGGCUAUCACGCCGUCAGGAUCGGCGAUCCUUUUUCCGGCGGUCGCUACAUCGCCCAGCGAAAGCUCGGUUGGGGUCAAUUCUCCACCGUCUGGCUUGCCUACGAUACUCUCACCUCCAGCUAUGUUGCUUUGAAGAUUCAGAAGAGCGCACAGCAGUUCGCUCAAGCCGCACUUCACGAAAUCGAGUUUCUCUCAGCUGCUGCAGACGGAGAUGUCGCCAACACCAAAUGCGUCGUUCGUCUCAUCGACCAUUUCAAGCACGCAGGUCCCAACGGGCAGCAUCUAUGCAUGGUGCUUGAGUUUCUUGGCGACAGCUUACUCCGUUUGAUCAGAUACAACCGUUACAAAGGUCUGAAACUUGAUAAAGUCAGGGAGAUUUGCAGAUGUAUACUCACAGGUUUGGAUUACUUGCACCGUGAGCUCGGUAUGAUCCACUCCGACUUAAAACCUGAGAACAUUCUUCUCUCUUCCACCAUUGAUCCUGCCAAAGAUCCAGUCAGAUCCGGACUAACUCCGAUACUAGAAAAGCCGGAAGGGAACGCGAACGGCGGUGGUGGUGCAUCGGCGAUGAAUCUGAUUGAGAAGAAGUUGAAGAGGAGAGCGAAGAGAGCGGUUGCUAAGAUAUCAGAGAGGAGAGUUUCAAUGUAUGGUGCUGUAGGUGAAGAGGAAGCAUCGUCGAAGAGUGAGAGAUGUCUUGAUGGGAUUGAUAUGAGAUGUAAAGUGGUUGACUUUGGCAACGCUUGUUGGGCUGAUAAACAGUUUGCGGAAGAGAUACAGACGAGACAGUACCGAGCUCCUGAAGUGAUCCUGAAGUCUGGUUACUCUUUCUCUGUUGAUAUGUGGUCUUUUGGUUGUACUGCUUUCGAGCUUGUCACAGGGGAUAUGCUGUUUGCUCCUAAAGAGGGGAAUGGUUAUGGAGAAGACGAGGACCAUCUUGCUCUUAUGAUGGAACUUCUUGGGAAGAUGCCUCGAAAGAUUGCGAUUGGAGGAGCGAAGUCAAAAGACUAUUUUGAUAGGCAUGGGGAUUUGAAGAGAAUCAGGAGGUUGAAGUAUUGGCCACUGGAUAGGUUACUGGUAGAUAAAUACAAGAUUCCGGAAGCAGAAGCGAAGGAGUUGGCCGAGUUUCUGAGUCCGAUUCUGGAGUUUGCGCCGGAGAAACGACCGACUGCGCAACAGUGCUUGGAACAUCCGUGGAUGAAUGUUGUAAGUACACAGAAGAGCAAUGCAGAUAAUGUAGAGUCCCAAAUGAAUAACUUGCAUAUCAAAGGGUGA